CGAUAAGAUAACCUUCUUAUUGACCUUCUUUCGUGAAUCUGUAUGGAAAGCACACACAUUCUUGAUCGUCUGUCACGCUCAUCUUUCUUUUUCUGGCACAUCUAACAACGCUAUUCCGACGUUCGCUGUUCUUUCUUGAGCGGUGAUGUCUGGUUACCAUCCCUAUAAACAGGGCGAAUCGUCCAAAUCGCCAGGACAGCCCAGCAACUACACGCCGGGGGAUGAAGCUGUCGCGAUAUCCCAGGCAAGACCUCACAGCAAGGCUAACAAACGUAUAAGGGGCGAAAUUGCCUGUGCAGAAUGUCGUCGUCUCAAGAUUCGAUGCGAUAGGAUGGUUCCGUGUUCGACAUGCGUCAAGCGCGGCUGCGCGUCGUUAUGCCCGAAUGGGACGGUACCACCGGGGCAGGGCAGCAGAUUUGUCUUAGCCGCGACCGAACACCUACAAAGCACGCUGAAGAAACUAGAGGACCGUAUGCACUCGCUCGAGGAUGCUAUCGCUAUCGCCUACGGCGCCAAUUCAGACACCCCUCACCCUCUUCUCGUAAAGUGCAAGGACGAGGAAGUCGAAGGAGAGCCUUCAAACCUGAAGAGUGUGAAAGAGGAGGUAGAAGAAAAAGACGGAGAUUCCCCGGCGCUGCUAGAUGCUCUUGGAACGCUCUAUAUCGACCAUGAUGGCUGGAACCGUUUCUUUGGACCAUCUGGAGGUUCAGAGAGCCUACUUAGUAAGCAAAAUGCUCAAAACUGUCCUCUUCCCGAACUCGACACGUCCUACUUGUCUCCGGAGAUAAAUAUGUGCUGUCGAUCGUUCCCCUUCACCCCACAAACGCUCCCCAUAGCCAGCGUACAGUCUUCUAUAGAAUCGUUCUUACCCCCCAUCGAACGCGCGCUGGAACUUUCCGAUAUCUUUAUGGAACAUUUGUCGUGGAUGUUCCAGGUCGUCUCUGCUCGGCAAAUAAAAGAGGUGAUCUACAUCGUAUAUAAGCACAAGGAUAUCGAGUACGGGCCGCAUGACUUGGCGUUAAUGCUAGUCGUCCUCGGUAUUGGGACCCUGGUGGAUUUAAAAUUACAGCCGUAUAAUCUGGAAGCUCAACAUUACUACAGGCUGGCACAGGCAGCGCUGGCGUUGCAACCUGUGUUGGCAGAGCAAUCUAUUGUUUCUAUCAAGGUACUGCAUUUAAUGAGUAUAUAUAAUGGCAUGAGCGGCAAAGAGAGCAACCUGGAGCGGUCAUAUGCGUUGCUCUGUCUUGCAUCUCAGGUUGCGUUGAGGAUCGGGUGUCAUAUCGAUCCUUCUAUGUGGGGUUUUGAAGGCAAAGAGGCAUACGACCGGCGCGUGUAUUUCUGGAACCUCGUCGCCGGCAGCCUUUGGCAGUGCUUAGUGACAGGACGUCCGCCCGUCAUUUUGUCCGAAUUCAUAGAUUGUAAGAUCCCUACCGCCGAGGAGGAGAAUACCUUUCAACACGGAGAAGUUCCUUUAGGUUUCGGCAUUUGGGGAUUUAGGGCAAGUCGCGAAUGCCUUGUACAUGUCGUAAAGGCCAGUUUGGCCGUAAAACCCCCGUCCUAUGAGAGCAUACUCGAGCUAGACCAAAAAAUCCGGGAAUUUGCUUCACCGCGUCCAUCCGAGAUGCCGGAAGCCUCUACGCCCUUGUCAAUGAGAACUUUCGUACGUUCUCAUUAUAAGGAGCUAAUGCUGCUAUUCCUCCAUCGAGCCUUUUUCACUCAAGCAAUGACCGAAUAUCCCACCAAUCCGUUGUUAAGCCCUCAUGCGAAAUCGGUAAUUACGGCGUAUCAGAGUGCUUGUGUCGUUCUGCAGGACACGCGCAUACAGUUUAUGAAAAAGCCGUUAUUAUGCACUAGGGUGUGGAGAAUAUGGACCUUGGCGUUUACAGCAGCGGUGGUAGUUGGAACUGUUGCGAUCCGAGGAGCUCAUAUGAAUCUUGAACCUACUGCCUUAGAAGAAUUUGAGGCCGCAUGUACGAUGUUUAGGAGCGCUGCUGACACCAGCCCACGUGCUGCCCGGGCACUGCCCAUCCUGGAGCCAAUGCUUCAGAAGGCCCGCGAAACGCGACGCGACUCCGGCGUGCUGCGGUUCGCAGAUUCGAGUUCUGAAGAUGACAUUUCGAUAUUCGCUGGACGACCGACAGUACUACACCCCACAGAGCCCGAUGAAUCGUAUACGAUCACGAAUCCUCAGGGUCUCUCAGUCCCACCCAAACGAUUCCACUCGGAUCCACCGUAUCUGCCUUCGCAUGCCCAAAGGCCCAUCCAGACGACAGUCAACCUACCGCCGCUGAUUGCGCCCAUAUCUGAAUCAGGACACUUGCCACCCUCUCUGCAGACACUUCUGCAUCACCCGGAACACCAAACGACGUUUGCUGACUUGUCAGCCGGAUGGGAUGGUUUGUUCCACGAAACGCCUGCUCCUCAGGCUUUGUUGUAUAACACCUCAAGCCCACAGACGGAUUAUCCACCUCUCAAUAUGAGCGAACCUGCAAUGCUCGAUGACCGAUGGUCGUAUUUCAUGCACAGCUAUGGAAUUUUGGACGACCCUCGGUAGUUUAACUACGGAAUUUGGGUUUGAAUUAUUUGGUCUCUUCGACCACUUCGUUUCUUAUGUAUUGUAGGCCAUCUGGGGCCAUCGACAAAUGUUGUAUCGUUUUUCUUUCCCUGACGAAUCCUCACCUUUUAGCUGAUAUUAUUGUAGCAAAGUUUGUCAUUAAUCGAUCAGAAGUAUGAAAUGCAAGUACAAUCAUUGCUAUAUCGCGACAGGGUAUCGUAAAAGCUUGGUAUUGCAAAGGAUGAAGUCGUUGAUUCGAGUUGACCAGGGUACCUUUGAGGCACGUAGGUACUAGGUAGACGUCAGACCAGGCUGGAUAUGGUAUCGAAGCACAAGUACGAAAAGCUCACCAAAAUGCAAAGAGAUGUUCUAC
Molecule: messenger RNA, 2927 nt
Organism: Desarmillaria tabescens
Lineage: Eukaryota; Fungi; Basidiomycota; Agaricomycetes; Agaricales; Physalacriaceae
Exons: 15
Coding region: 146-2554 (802 amino acids)
Biological process (GO): regulation of DNA-templated transcription; DNA-templated transcription
Molecular function (GO): DNA binding; zinc ion binding; DNA-binding transcription factor activity, RNA polymerase II-specific
Source: RefSeq, a predicted model, not a curated record